Messenger RNA from Candidozyma auris, 726 nucleotides. It is a transcript of the gene TAF14, whose product is annotated as TATA-binding protein-associated factor TAF14. The coding region runs from base 1 to 726 and encodes 241 amino acids. The transcript is spliced from 2 exons. Gene Ontology annotation, molecular function: histone binding. Gene Ontology annotation, cellular component: NuA4 histone acetyltransferase complex; Swr1 complex. The record is from RefSeq and is a predicted model, not a curated record. Gene Ontology annotation, biological process: chromatin remodeling; regulation of transcription by RNA polymerase II. Lineage: Eukaryota; Fungi; Ascomycota; Pichiomycetes; Serinales; Metschnikowiaceae.
AUGUCGGAGACGAAACGGACCAUCAGGAUCACCACUCACCAGAGCAUCAUGAAGGAUGUGCCGCCGGUGGAAGAAUACCCGAUGAGACAGUGGUCGAUUGAGAUCACCAUGUUGAACGAGCACGGAGAAGAAAUCACGGCGCUGAUUCUAGAUAAGGUCACCUACACGUUGCACCCUACAUUUGCCAACCCGGUGAGAACGCUCAAGCUGCCUCCAUUCAGAGUCGAGGAGCAAGGCUGGGGUGAAUUUGACAUCCCCAUAGCAGUGCACUUGGUGGGCCUUCCUGGGAAACAGGGAGAGAGAAAAUUCAACCAUGACUUGAACUUUUUGCAGGAGACGUACACUGUGGAUCAUCAGAUAUCCAUCCCGUUGAAGAGUGCUCAGUUGAACAAGCUUUUGGCCGAGCUGGGUCCGGUGCCUGUGGACGACAGCAAGAGGAAAAACGACAGCGACUUGGCCUCGAAGCUGAAGAAGUUGAAGGGCGCCUCCAACGGCGCUGCCACUAAAGGGUCGGUGGAUUUAGAGAAAUUGGCCAACGGCCUCACCAAGCUAAGUGAGGACGACUUGAUUGUCAUUGUGCAGAUGGUCACAGACAACAGAACUAACGAAAUGAACAUCAAGAACGACGUGGACAACGGCGAGUUUACAAUGGACUUGUACACUUUGCCUGAGUCCUUGUUGAAGAGUUUGUGGGACUACGUCAAGAAGCACACGGGGGAGGCUUAA